Emericellopsis atlantica is the source of this 2207-nucleotide messenger RNA. RefSeq lists its product as uncharacterized. Bases 153 to 2126 code for a protein of 657 amino acids. The transcript has a single exon. The record is from RefSeq and is a predicted model, not a curated record. NCBI's taxonomy places the organism in Eukaryota, Fungi, Ascomycota, Sordariomycetes, Hypocreales, Bionectriaceae.
UUCACGGUCAAGACGCGGUCGUCCAUCACGCUGCCGACUCGAGCGGGUCUUGUUUACAUCUUGAGCGGUCCCAAUCCUAGUUGCCUUUGAACAUCUUCUUCCUCUUUAAUCUGGGUCCUUUUUUACGUCCAAAACAGAUUGUGGUCAUCAUCAUGGACGAGCACGACGACAGGCCCAUCGCAGUGAGACGUGAACGCCGCAAGAGCUGCGGUGUUCGCGUGAAGAGCGAGCCUGACACACUACCUGAGAUGAAAACACCCAGGCGCAGCAACUGCAAGCGAAAAGCUCGGUUCCCCGAACCAGGCUUGUCGAGUGGCCUGACGCCAAUGCUGCGACGCACGGCCCUCAUGAACACACCCAGCAGUCAUCGCCGUUCAUCAGCACCAGUGCCCUACCAGCACAGCGCGCCGCAGCCGCAGCCGCUACGACAGGUACUUGAUGGCAGGGUCGAGCGCCGUCAGCGACGCUCUGCCCUUCGAACCGCGAUUGACAAGCUCGACACCAAGUAUCAGCGAACAGCCUCAAGCGCCAAAGCGAAGAUCGACAACCUCCAGAAGCAGCUUCGCGCUCGCGACCAGGAAAUCCACGAACUUCAGAAUGCCACAAUCAUAGUGGACACCAGUCGUGUCUGGGACCUGGAGCGCCAGGUCGAUGACUUGGAGCGUGAGCUCAAGCAGGCCCAAGAUCAAGAGCAGACAGUGGUGCUUGACUGGACGAUGGCGGCCAGGGAUUCCUUUGAAGAACACGACGAGGAUGAAGACAUGUUUGGGAAUGAGACAGUCGCCCAAUUGGCCUGCAGCACGCCUUCUCGCCGCGCAAGAGCUUCGUUCCCGACGCCCCCAGCCACGAGUCCCAUGGCAUUUGCCCCGGACACACCAGCUACUGUGUCAAGGUUCCGUCACGCACCGACGGUACAGCGAGCACCAAGCCAUGUCGGCGUUCAAGCGUCCAUGCCCGACCCAGAAUUAGCAGCUCGUGCAGAAGAGGUUGACUCGCUCAAGCGCGAAGUCGGCAAGCUAACGGGGACACUGGACUCGUACAAGACGGUGGUUGGCAGGCUCAACCGGCGACUCCUCGAGGAUCCCUCUGGAGAGAAUGUCUCUGUGUCGUCUCUUGACACAAUUGAGGCGCAGGUCAACAACAUCCUCCAGACGCUGUCCGACCGCACGGCCGCGCUCACAGAACUCAAAUCAAACAUUGCAACACUCGGCUUCCCAGGGCAGAAUGCGAGCGAGAUGCUCACCACUCUCUCGGCUGCGUUCCGCUCUGCCCGUCUCGAACUAGAAUACCUCACACCCGGCGAAAUUACGCUGCCGCUCAGCUGUCAUGGUGCCGAGGUGCUCGAUCUCAUUCUGGACCAGCUCCGCGCCCUGGCGCACAAGGUCAAGGAGAGCGACGAGGCGGUGGAUGAGUACCAUGCCAUCGAGCUCAGCCUACGACAGCAGCUUGACGCGCGAGUGACAGCCAUGGAUGACUUGCGGAACGAGAUCACUACCAAAGACAACAAAAUCCGCGACCUGGACAUCGGCAAUGAUCGUCUCAAGGGGGCAGUCGAUAAGUACAUCCGCGACAUCUCUGAGCUUGAGCGGCUCAUUGAGCGCAUGGAAUCGGAUGCCAACGAGGCCAAUUCUACGCAUCUAGCACGUCAAGAGAUGGUCAAGAGCCUGGAGGUCCAGCUCAAGGAAACCACACAGCGUGCGACCGAGUUGCAGGACGAGCUAGAGGUCUCCCAGGCAAGUCACCAGAAGCACCUCUCCGCCGUGAACCGCCGUUCAGGGCAAGCCCUCGCUUUGCGCGAUGCACGUGUCGCUGAGCUUCGCAUGGAAAUUGACAGUGUCAAUGCCUCCCUGAGGCAAGCGCAUGAGCGCAUCAAGGAUCUCCGCGUCGAGAGGGAUACUGCCGAGGCGGAGAAUGACAGCCUCCGGGGUGUCGUGGAAAACAUGAAAGCCGAGCUGCAGCGCGUCAUGAGGAUGAGCGAAGACUUGACGUCUGAAAAGGGCGAUGAUGGGCCAGAUAUACCAGGCAAGAUGAUGUCGGGGAAGCUGGCCAGGCGGAGUAGCGGGAGGAAACGAAGACGGUACGAUUCUGGACUGGGGUUUCUCGACGAGGACGAGGUUGACGUCUGAGGAUGGCUGAGUCUUGUGUACACUCACUCUGGAUCUUUUCUUAUGUCGCAUAGAAUCUGGCUGCAUAUUUGACUAGGAUAA